Manis pentadactyla (Chinese pangolin) is the source of this 1828-nucleotide messenger RNA. RefSeq names its product sodium voltage-gated channel beta subunit 2 (gene SCN2B). Gene Ontology annotation, cellular component: voltage-gated sodium channel complex; membrane. The transcript is spliced from 4 exons. The record is from RefSeq and is a predicted model, not a curated record. The coding region runs from base 871 to 1578 and encodes 235 amino acids. Gene Ontology annotation, molecular function: sodium channel regulator activity. Gene Ontology annotation, biological process: cardiac muscle cell action potential involved in contraction; membrane depolarization during cardiac muscle cell action potential; regulation of sodium ion transmembrane transporter activity. NCBI's taxonomy places the organism in Eukaryota, Metazoa, Chordata, Mammalia, Pholidota, Manidae.
CUUUUCCUGGAAUAUUUUAAAGCAAAUUCCAGUCACCAUUUCCCCUAGAAACACUCAAGUGUGUAUAACAAAUAAAUAUGUUAAAGCAUAUGACCACCAUGUUUUUGUCACACUCAGCAAAAUGAAGAAUCGUUCGCUAAUAUAAUCUAAUACUCAGUCCAUGUUUAUGUUUUCCCAGUUGUCUCAAGAAUGUCUUUUUGCUGUUGAUUUGAGUGAAUCAGGAUUCCCCAAAGGUCCAUAUAACAUCCGAUUGUAAGAUCUCUUAGAUGCGUUUACACCAGCCUGUUUCAAAUGUUCUGUUUUCAGUGGAAAUGCUAGAAAAAGGAGGAAGUCCUUACUUCCUAAAAGUCCCCCCAACUCACUUCCCUUUCCAAAUAACACAAAAACAAGCAACUCCUUUAUGGGGUGUUCUUAAAGGACAAAAAGAAUUCCCUCCUUACAUCAGCUUUGAAAUGAAUGGGUUCUUCUAACAGCUUUCAAAACCCAACAAUCAUCAAAGAAAACAGGCCGGAUUUGCUUUAGUUCUUGUUUUAGAGGGUGACAAUUUCUGGGAACUUUGCUCUUUUCAGAAAGACUCUUUUAUGCCCUCCCACCUGCUUUUUGAAAUCCACCAACCACAAAAUUUACUCCAUCCCCCUUUUUCUCUCUCUCCUUCACACACUCCCUCUCUCUUUUUAGCAGCCACAGACAAGCCGGCCAUAUUAGAGAGAUGGAAAUAAAGCUUCAGUAAUGUUGUAUGUGUCUUUGAAGUACAUUUGUGCAUUUUUUUUUUAGCAUUCAACCAUUCCACCCGUGUAGCCCUCGGCCCCCCAAUUCACGCUCUCCCAUAUCCCACCCGACUAACAUCACAGUCUCUGAAAAUGCACAGAGAUGCCUGGCUACCUCGCCCUGCCUUCAGUCUCACGGGGCUCAGUCUCUUUUUCUCUUUGGGUGCAGAAGGCUGGCCCCCUCUCCAGCUCUGUCACACACAGUCCUCACCAGCUUGUGGCUUUGUCCACAGUGCCACCAGGGCGGAGCAUGGAAGUCACAGUACCUGCCACCCUCAAUGUCCUCAACGGCUCUGAUGCCCGCCUGCCCUGCACCUUCAACUCCUGCUACACAGUGAACCACAAACAGUUCUCCCUGAACUGGACCUACCAGGGGUGCAGUAACUGCUCCGAGGAGAUGUUCCUCCAGUUCCGCAUGAAGAUCAUUAACCUGAAGCUGGAGCAGUUCCGAGACCGCGUGGAGUUCUCGGGGAACCCCAGCAAGUACGAUGUGUCCGUGACGCUGAGAAACGUGCAGCUGGAGGAUGAGGGCACCUACAACUGCUACGUCAUGAACCCGCCCGACCGCCACCGCGGCCACGGCAGGAUCCAACUGCAGGUCCUCCUGGAAGAGCCGCCUGAGCGGGAUUCCACGGUGGCUGUGAUCGUGGGCGCCUCCGUGGGGGGCUUCCUGGCUGUGGUCAUCUUGGUGCUGAUGGUCGUGAAGUGCGUGAGGAGGAAAAAGGAGCAGAAGCUGAGCACAGACGACCUGAAGACGGAGGAGGAGGGCAAGACGGACGGCGAGGGCAACGUGGAGGACGGUACCAAGUAACCGCGGCGGCCCUGCAGCCCCGGCCCGCGUCCUGUCCGCCUCCCGCCCUCCGCCCUGCACAGUGUAUCCCUGCCCGCCCUCUGUUGGUAUGCUUCCCUUGAACCAGGAUCCCAGGGCCCGUCUGGGCCCCUCCGAGCCCCUCACUUCGUAUCCCCCACCCCGCACCAAGAGCGACCCACCUCUCCUUUAAGGGACCUGCCACGGCGUCUGGGGUGUGUGGGCCCUGGGGGGGGGACAGGGGGCUCGGAGC